AUGAAGCGGUAUUUUCCGUUGGCGGAAUAUGCGGCCGAAUUCUGGACGUGCCAUGCUGUAUUGGCUCAGGCCCAUGAGGAAAUUAUUCGAAUGAUAGUCACCUUCCUAGAAGAGAAAAGGACAUUCCAGCGAUGGACUCUGUUGAUGGGAGUUGGACUUAUAGCCGAGGCGCUCGACCGGGCUCUAGGCUAUAAUAUGCUUGCUUCAGUGGACUUAUUGUGCCUGCACGCCAUCUUAUUUACAAGGGAGCAGAUGUCAACGCACAGGGCGGCAUGCUGCUUCAAGGGGAGGUCAUCACGAUAUUGUCAACCUGCUCUUAGACAAAGGAGCAAUGUCAACGCGCAGGGCGGCGAGUGUGGCAACGCUCUCUAUGCUGCUUCACAAGGAGGUUUUCAAGAGAUUAUUAAGCUGCUCUUAGACAAGGGAGCAGACAUCAACGCGCAAGGCGGCUUGUGGGGCAACGCUCUACAGGCUGCCUCAGUAGAAGGCGAUCAAGAGAGGUUGAUAAGACGAGCGACUCGAAGGUGGCACGCGAGUCGAAAUGGUGGGCCACCUUCGAGUCGCAAUGAUAGCACCGCGUCGACAGGAAUCAACGAAGUCCUGUACGGUCACGUCCUCCUUGUAGGCAUCCCGUGUCCAGCCAUCAACACCUGUAGCCGCAUAGUCUUCGAGGUCCUGGAUCCUUUUCUCCAGUUCCUAAUCCUGGGUCUUCUCGCGAAGGUAGCUUCGGCGCUGCUGUGUCUCGGCCACGUACCCCAAGGGCACCUAACGCGUGGUUAG
Penicillium bovifimosum is the source of this 780-nucleotide messenger RNA. Its product is annotated as NACHT nucleoside triphosphatase. NCBI's taxonomy places the organism in Eukaryota, Fungi, Ascomycota, Eurotiomycetes, Eurotiales, Aspergillaceae. Gene Ontology annotation, molecular function: protein binding. Bases 1 to 780 code for a protein of 259 amino acids. The record is from RefSeq and is a predicted model, not a curated record. The transcript has 3 exons.